UCAAUAACUGUAAUCACAUGUCGGAAAAACUCUUGAAAUGGAAGAAUCACAGAAUCUUCAGAUUUCAUCUGAUCCAGGAACAAGAGGCUUCGACUUGUCGGCUGGGAAAACAUGGAUAUACCCAGAAAAUUAUCCUGUCAGAGAUUAUCAGUUCAAUAUAGUCCAAGCCUGUUUAUACAGCAAUACAUUAGUUUGUUUACCAACUGGAUUGGGAAAAACAUUUAUUGCUGCAGUUAUUAUGUAUAAUUUUUGGAGAUGGUAUCCAUGUGGAAAAGUUGUAUUUUUGGCACCUACCAAACCUUUAGUUGCUCAACAAAUUUAUGCUUGCUACGAUGUAAUGGGCAUACCUAGUACAGAGACAAUUGAACUUACAGGAGCAGUGAAUCAGAAACAACGUGAAUUAGCUUGGAUAAAGAAAAGAGUAAUAUUUGGUACUCCUCAAAUUUUUCGCAAUGACUUAGAAAAGAACAUUGUACCUAGUGAUUUAGUAAAAUGUGUAGUUAUUGACGAAGCUCAUAAAGCUUUGGGAAAUCAUUCAUAUUGCGAGUGCAUUCGAAUAUUAAGAGAGAAGAACCAAAAUUUCAGAGUACUAGCUCUUUCAGCCACACCAGGAAAUAACAUUGACAGUGUUCAUGAGGUGUUACAAAAUCUUUGUGUAGCUCAUGUAGAAUUGAAAGAUGAAACUUCCUCCGAUAUUAUACCAUAUAUUAACCAAAGAAAAAUCGAUAUAAUCUUGGUACCUCUUAACAAGAAAUUAACCGAAUACAAAGAAAAGUAUAUUUUCAUUAUGGAUCGUCAUGUUAAAGUUUUACUUCAAUACAAUGUUCUUAAUGGACAAACAGCCAAUAUCUCUAAAGGAAGGGUAUUCUAUUUACUGAAAGAGUUUCAACGAAAGCCGAAUAAAUCAGGAAAUUACGGAAAAAUUAUGAAAGCACUGAACAUAUUAAUGACAAUGUAUCAUGCUUACGAAUUGAUGGUCCGCGACGGGAUUCGAGCGUUUCAUAAAUUCUAUCAAAAUCAUUCUGAUAAAUUUUGGAUGAAUGAGGAGACACAACUGCAGGAAUUACUUGAAGAUAUUCAAGCAUACCUUGGUCCGUUCCCGGAUGUAAAAAACUUAAACAAUGAACUUAUUAUGGAUAUUCCGGAAAAUCUUGUGUUCGGCCAUACGAAAUUUCAAAAGCUGAAACAACUGCUUGAGCAUCAUUUUAAGAAAGAUCGAGAUGAACGGAGCGAUACCAGAGCAAUUGUUUUUGUUGAGUAUAGAGAUAUUGUGAGUGAGAUUUAUGUCUUAUUGCUACAAUGCCGGCCAUUAAUUAGACCUCAAAUGUUCGUCGGCCAAGCUGGACAAAAACAAAGGCAGCAAAUAAAAGCUUUAGAUGAUUUUCGAAAUAAUCGCGUUAACGUUCUUAUAUCUACAAGUAUAGGAGAAGAAGGACUAGACGUUGGAGAAGUUGAUCUAAUAAUAUGUUUCGACAUAUCCCAACAGUCGCCUACGCGACUCGUACAAAGAAUGGGAAGGACGGGUCGAAAACGCGACGGACACAUAACUAUUCUUGUUGCGGAUGCAAGAGAACACGAGACAUUGAAAUCAACGAUAGCUAAAAGAGAUUUUCUAAAUAAUAAGGUAUUAAAUAUGAGUAACAUUUCUUCUUCUCUUUAUCAAAAUAAUCCGCGUAUGAUCCCUGAUACUAUUACCCCGGAAUGUUUGAAAAUGCAUAUCAAUGUGCAACCAAGGAGUAAAACUACAAAAGGAACAGACAAAAAUAAAAAGUCACCUACGAAAAUGUGUAAACGUAAAAAUACUCUAAAAAAAUCUACGAAUACAGAGUCUCAUGGGGAAUCACAGAAGGAUGGGACUAAAUUCUUAAUGACGACAUUUUUGAAAAGCAGAAAACGUGAAACACCAAAUGUGAAGCAGAUUGAAAAUAGUGACGUUCGUCAAACGAUAAAGUCGUUUGAUGUAAAGGUUCUAUCUUCCGAUAGUGAUGCGCUCGACUUUCUUACGAUGUGCGCGUUGAGAAAUUCGCAGAGGGAAACGUGUACCGAGGAAAAUGAAAACAUAAACAAAUGUUAUCUACCUGAAUUCUCUACGAUAAAAGGGUUUUUUAAUUUUUCGAUACCACACUUAGAAAUUUUAGACGGUUUGGUCACAUUGAAUGAUAUUCGAAGAAAUUGUAAAAGAAACUAUAUUGUUGAGAAUAACAUCAGUGAUGGAAACGAUUCGUGUAAUGAUAAUAAUGGAUCUGAACAUGUGAACAGUACCAAUGAGAUGGCGCACAACGUGUAUGCCACGGGAGAAUCGAAGUUCGAAGAUUUGCUCGACGACAGCAGCAAAUCAGACGAAAGCGACGUAUUGAAUACAAAGGUAGAAAAAGAAGAAAACAAAAACGAUAAUGUACGUUCCGUUUGCGUGUUUUCGAGUCCGUCCGAACAAUACGCCGUAGGUAGCGAUAUACCAAAGGUAAUUAUCAAUGAUACAGACGUUUCGCAGGAUUUUGAUUCCGGUAGAUUCGAAGAUAUAUUAAACGAGACAUCUGAUGAAUUUGAAUGUAAUGUUGAAACCGUAAAAGGUGUCGCAGGCACACUUGGGAAAUAUAUCGAUGCCCGCAAUAGUGAAGACGUUCAAAAGUCUGGUCGGAAUUUGAAAGUGGAAGAUAUCGAAUUACACAGUACAGACUUACACGAGGCGGUAAAAAUCGAUAGUAGCAUUAUUCUAGAUAUUCGAAGCGAACGUACUGUUAAGAACUACGAGCAAAGAAAUGAGGGCGAUGUUAGUUCGAACGUGUGCAAAGGGACGAAAGGCCGAACAAUGCUUAGUGUAACGCAAGCAGUAGAAGAAAUAGCGCGAAUUAAUUCAUAUCCAAACACCCAACGAGUGAUUGUAGAAUCCGAGGAUGACAUGUUUCAAGAUGAAAGCUUCGCAGACAUAAUCGAUAAUAAGACAAAGUUUGAUCGGAAAAUAGAAUGUUCGAUGGAAACACGCGUGUCGACUGCCGCGGGAAAACUUUGCGAUGACGCGAAAAACACGAUCGUUGAGGAGUUUAAAGUCGAAGAAUACGAAUGGGAUGACGAUUUUGGAGUUUGUGUCGAUUCCAGGCAAGAUCGCAUCACGUUGAACACACCAGAAGAAAAGAAAAACGGAUUGAAAGAAGUCGAAUGUAACGUUGAGACAUGUAUUUCGGAUAACGAAGAUUGGAUUUCGGUUAAAAAAUCGUUCAAUUUGUCGAAAAGGAAUACCUCUUCUAUCAGUAUCGUGAAAAAAGUGGCAAGCAUAAAGAAAUGUUUGAACUCGAAGCGCGAACAUCUUAAUAGAUUAACCGGAGAUACAGCUAGUGUUGGAAAUCGUUCGUUUUGCAAUGAGGACAGAAUUGUGGGUUCCAAAACCAGUUACUUUUUGAACGAGUCAGAAGAAAAUGUUGGAAAAGGAAUUGAUUGUUUAAAGGUACCUUGUAUUAAGAAUAGUAAUCGUGCUCGCAGGUCAAAGAAGGUAAGAAAUAAAUUUAUAGAUGACGAAGCGAAAGUUUCAUCGAUCAGCGAGACCACUGCUACAGAUGAAAGUUCCGGAACUGAUGAAGACCUCGUAGAUUUUGUAAGCUACACGCAGAACGUGCAUGAUACCUCCGAUAUGCAUGCACACUAUUUACAAACGAUUAGAAGUCCAGUCAAAAGACACGAUGGAUUUCAUUUAAAGAGGCCACGCGACCGCAAUACCAGUAUAGAAAUAUACUCUCAACCGGUAACGCAAGUUAACGAAACCUAUAUCAAUGAUUCGUUUUGUGUGGCGGAAGACGAGGAAGGAGAUGAAGAAUCGGGAACUAACGAGUCAUUGACCCGAAGUGAGGAUUUGUCUGAACUGGAAAUGGCAGAGCGAGAAUUAAUAAAGAAAAAAAGGAAACGCGCUCGGGGCGAAGAAUUAGAAGACAACGCGAUAAAAAGAAGAAAGCGGAAUAAAAGGAGAAAUCGAAUAAACUACUCCAGCAGCAGCAGCGAAGAUGAACUUGCGAAACUGCGCGAACAAAUUAAACACGAGUAAUUUUUGCUGGCGCACUCCAGUUGCGAAGAUAAGCUUUGACGCAUUUUGACAGGUGCGUGUACAUAAUAUAUCGGUAUAUUUUUGUACUGUUCACCGUGUGAACGUAGAACGAUAACCGCAGAGUUUAGAAACACGAUAAGGAGACGAAACUUUCGUUAGGAUGACAGAUUCUUUUGCUGCAGGAGAACGCCCCUUAGA
Molecule: messenger RNA, 4231 nt
Organism: Dufourea novaeangliae
Lineage: Eukaryota; Metazoa; Arthropoda; Insecta; Hymenoptera; Halictidae
Gene: Fancm
Product: Fanconi anemia group M protein
Exons: 13
Coding region: 38-4033 (1331 amino acids)
Biological process (GO): interstrand cross-link repair; replication fork reversal; double-strand break repair via synthesis-dependent strand annealing
Molecular function (GO): ATP binding; 3'-5' DNA helicase activity; four-way junction DNA binding
Source: RefSeq, a predicted model, not a curated record